CACCUCUUCUUCUCUACCACCAACACCGUCGCAAACCACUCACCUCCCUUGCACCUACCCAUAUCCACACCGUCGCGCUACUCUCACACUCGCCGUCACCAUGGAAGGCAGCAGACUCGCCCUCAUCAUCCUACGCGUCUGGCUCAUCCUUUGCGCCUGCGUCGUCCUCGGCACCUCUGUCGAUCUCGCCAACUACACCACCAGCCGCGACAUUCAAGAAUUCUGCAAAGUCGUCGAAAACUCGUCCAACUGCAACCUGCACGGCCUCGUUGCGGCAGUCGAGUUCACCGCAUUCGCGGGCGCGUGGGGCCUCAUAGCCGCGCUGCUCGGUCUGAUCUCCGCCUUCAUCACCGCCAUCCCAUGGGUCGCUGUCGCGGUGAUUGAUGGCCUGGCCUGCAUCUUCUACUUUGCGGGCGGUGUGCGCUUGGCCGUGUGGAUCAGCGACUACCCCUGCAGGGGCACGCAUUGCACCGAGCUCAAGGCCGACACUGCCUUCCUGUUCUUGGGCUUGCUCACCACUCUCGUGCUCAUUGCCCUCGGCUUCUUCUGGCAGAGAGGCAGCCGCAAGUUCUAGUCGGGUUGAGAGGGAGAGAACAGCGCGUGGAGAAGGCGCGAGGAGUUUGUUGGAGAAGGAGAGCGGGAUGGAUAUCAUACGGGGCUACGGGGUGGUGGCGAAGGCAUGAUGUUCUAGGCCGGUAAUGGCAAGAUAUCCCUACACGCGUAAUGAAUGAUUUCAAGGCAACGAGUCUGGCAGAGCUGCCUGUCGCAACAUCGCAUCAGCCUGAAAAGCUUCAACGUGUUGAUCGUAGCUGAUGCUAUUCUGCGCACGCGCAGUUGGUAUUGCGGUUCACCAUACUAGGGUCGUUGUGUACAGCAUACAUGUG
Messenger RNA from Neohortaea acidophila, 884 nucleotides. RefSeq lists its product as uncharacterized. The transcript is spliced from 3 exons. The record is from RefSeq and is a predicted model, not a curated record. Lineage: Eukaryota; Fungi; Ascomycota; Dothideomycetes; Mycosphaerellales; Teratosphaeriaceae. The coding region runs from base 101 to 574 and encodes 157 amino acids. Gene Ontology annotation, cellular component: membrane.